AAAUUAAAAUAAAAAAAAUAGAAAUAUUAGAAAGACGAAAGCUUACGCCUCAUCUGACGAUUUGUCCUAGACUCCUAGGUACUGCAAACUUCCAGCUCACAUUCUUAUCCGCUGAAACUGAAAACUGCUCUCACCGGCUCUGGUUUUGGAAGUAGCCAUGGCUUUGAAAUCGUUCAUUGAAGCUCAUCCGGACUCUCAUUUCCCCAUCCAGAACCUCCCAUACGGGGUCUUCAAACCGGAACCUCAAUCGCCGGCUCGACCCGGUGUCGCGAUUGGUGAUUAUGUGCUGGACCUAUCGGAGAUUGCCAAGGCCGGUCUUUUCACUGGUCCGUUACUCAAGGACUCCGAUUGCUUUCUUCAGCCUGUCCUCAAUAAAUUUUUGGCCAUGGGCCGGCCUGCAUGGAAGGAAGCUCGUGCUACCCUUCAAAAGCUGCUAUCAUCUUCUGAACUGACCUUGCGUGACAAUGCAAAUUUGAGGCUAAAAGCACUUGUGCCAAUGAACAAGGUGGAAAUGGUUCUUCCCAUGGUAAUUGGAGACUACACAGAUUUCUUUGCGUCAAUGCAUCAUGCAAAGAACUGUGGAACUAUAUUUCGUGGACCCCAGAACCCAAUCUCUCCAAACUGGUUCCAUCUUCCAAUCGCAUAUCAUGGCCGAGCAUCAUCUAUUGUCAUCUCUGGAACUGACAUAAUACGACCAAGGGGUCAGGGUCGUCCGUCUGGGGAUUCACCACCAUAUUUUGGACCUUCACAGAAGCUUGAUUUUGAGCUUGAAAUGGCUGCUAUAGUUGGUCCUGGAAAUGAAUUAGGAAAACCUAUAAAUGUUAAUGAGGCAGCAGAUCAUAUAUUUGGGCUUGUCUUGAUGAACGACUGGAGUGCUAGGGAUAUUCAGGCAUGGGAAUAUGUACCACUUGGGCCUUUCCUUGGGAAGAGUUUUGGCACUACUGUAUCCCCUUGGAUUGUGACAUUAGAUGCCCUUGAACCUUUUGCCAUUGAUGCUCCUGAGCAGAAUCCCAAACCGUUGCCAUAUCUGGCUGAGAAGAUUUCCCAAAACUAUGACAUUUCUUUGGAGGUUCAAAUCAAACCUGCUGGACAAAAAGAUUCUUACGUGGUUACAAGAAGUAAUUUCAAGUACUUAUAUUGGACGUUGACUCAACAGUUGGCACACCAUACAAUCAAUGGUUGCAACUUGCGGCCUGGAGAUCUCUUUGGAACUGGAACCAUCAGUGGACCUGAGCAAGAUUCUUUUGGAUGUUUGCUUGAAUUGACAUGGAAUGGACAAAACCCAGUGUCAUUAAAUGGAACAACUCGUAAAUUCUUAGAAGAUGGGGAUGAAGUGAUCUUCGCUGGUUGUUGCAAGGGAGACGGUUACAAUGUUGGGUUCGGGACAUGCACUGGGAAGAUUCUUCCAUCUCCUUGAGGAGACGGUCAUUGCUAUUUGCAAGUACAUGUGAUCCAUUGAACUGAAUUUCUCAUGGCUGGAUUAGUCUCAUGCUUAAUUAAAUAAAUUUCUUUAAUAAAUAGAAAGAAUUAAG
Rubroshorea leprosula is the source of this 1532-nucleotide messenger RNA. The record is from the annotation of a GenBank genome assembly. Lineage: Eukaryota; Viridiplantae; Streptophyta; Magnoliopsida; Malvales; Dipterocarpaceae.